AACAAGUAUAAGAGGAGAACGUCAGAGAUCCUGCGGGAAGGAGAGGAGGGAGGAAGAGAAAUGUUUCCUCGCAGCGCCACGUCGCAGGAGGAGCAGAUCUUAGAGAUGGCGCUGGUGCAGGCGAAGCGAGACGAGUACGUGACCAAGCUGAACGAGAGGAUCUCAAUGUUGAAGGAGAAUGUUGCUGAGAGCCGUCGAGUGCAGGAUCUCUUGUGCAAGGAGAGGGACCAUCUGAGAGAGCAGAACGAGAUCCUGAGGAAGGAGGCUGCGACUUUGCACCGUGUGGAGAAGUUCGAGUCCAAGUUCAGGGAAGGGAUCAACAUUGAAUAUCUAAAGAAUGUCCUCAUCAAAUACGUGGAGACGCAGGAUCACGAGGGGCUUAUCCCGGUCUUCUACUCUGUGCUUGAGUUCAACGCUGAGGAGCGGAGACGGCUGGAGAACGUGCGAGUCAAAAUGUCCUCUCCCUGGUCCAAGUUGAGCAGAGGAAAACUGUUCUAGAUCCUCCUCCUCCUCCUCCUCCUCGUGCUGCUGGUGCUCUUCCUCGUCCUGCUACACGCAGACGUUUGUA
Molecule: messenger RNA, 568 nt
Organism: Guillardia theta CCMP2712
Lineage: Eukaryota; Cryptophyceae; Pyrenomonadales; Geminigeraceae
Exons: 9
Coding region: 61-498 (145 amino acids)
Source: RefSeq, a predicted model, not a curated record